AUGGCGCGCGAAGCAGAGGGUGGCACGGCGGGAGCAGAGCUGGGCUGGGAAUCCCCCUGGGCACGUGUUGGUGCCAUCCUGAGCUCCAAUUUUUCGGCCCUGGAGACGCCUCAGCAGGAGGAUGAGCCUUUCUGGAUUCCUGCUGUCACCUCACUUGUCACUUUGAUCCUCUACCCUCUCCUCCUGCUGGCCCUUUACACCAUGCUCAGCAGGAAGAUUGGACACAGCACAUCCAGCAGUGACACAUCCUCAGACACCUCGGAGGACUCAGACAACCCUUCCUGCCCUCAGGUACCACAGGCAAAUCAUCCCCAGCCCACCUGCUCAGGGGAAACCAUCAAUUACACAUCCCUGGUGUUCCCAGGGAAAAGCCACGAGCGAGGCUCUGCCCAGGACUACGAGAACGUGAAGACUGGGAUGGAUUAUGUCAACGUGGACCCAAAGAAGAGGAAAACACAUUUCUGGCCCUUCUCCAGCCCCAGGGCAUCCAGGGGUGUGGAGUACACCGAGGUGAAGCUGUGA
This is a messenger RNA of Pyrgilauda ruficollis (rufous-necked snowfinch), 522 nucleotides long. RefSeq names its product regulator of hemoglobinization and erythroid cell expansion (gene RHEX). The transcript has 6 exons. NCBI's taxonomy places the organism in Eukaryota, Metazoa, Chordata, Aves, Passeriformes, Passeridae. Bases 1 to 522 code for a protein of 173 amino acids. The record is from RefSeq and is a predicted model, not a curated record.